Molecule: messenger RNA, 1377 nt
Organism: Verticillium dahliae VdLs.17
Lineage: Eukaryota; Fungi; Ascomycota; Sordariomycetes; Glomerellales; Plectosphaerellaceae
Exons: 3
Coding region: 48-620 (190 amino acids)
Source: RefSeq, a predicted model, not a curated record
AGGCCAAAGCCAACUUUAUCGAUAUCCCUGGCAUCACAGAUCAAGUCAUGGUUCCGCAAACCGUUUCCGACAUCUUCGAAGAAACCCAGGUGUCUGCAGCAGUCACGCCCGAGGACGCGAUAGCCGUUUUCCGAGAGAACGGCAUUUUCUAUCAAGCAAAUGCGGAUAUUGGAAGGCUAGCGGCCCAGUUGCGCAAGGACCCGGACGCCGGCCUGGACGCAUUUACUCCAGUGCUGGCGAAAGACCCACGCCUAUACAGAAUCCUUGCGCCCUAUCGAGAAGCCUUUUCGUUCCCCCUCGGCUCGGACCCGGGCGUUUUCUAUGCCCUCACGACAGCAGAAGGUCAAGAUGGUCGAAUUUUGGUGUUCAUGUGGGAACCAAAAACAGAACUAGAGUUUUCUCAUCGGUCCCCCGCAGGAGAAUUGAUCGGUGUGCCAGCAUCAAAUGGCUUGUUUCAAAUUCCAUACGCCUAUCUUAGAAAACGGUGUUUGGAAGACAAGAAAAUAAAAUGGGACGAAGGUGGAGUCUUAAUAGUGCAUCCGCGACUUGCGUUUUCCGUUACCAAAGGCUUUGCCAAAGGCUAUGGUUGUCGGCAACCCCCCUCCAAGGAUCCAGCUUGAUCGGGGUAGCAUGAAGCGCCCCAAGAUUCAUCUCUGAAAGAUGGGUCAAAGACGCUCUCCGUCACGAAACGGUGCCACGCCAUAUGGGGAGCUGAGACAAGUCUUUGUUCGGAACCGGCACCCUGUUCAAAGAGAGUAGAGAGCAAAGGUUGGUAGAAUCGAGACGCUUCGUGGUGGGUAGCCGGCGCUUCAGGCCACUGAGACAGAGUUGGCAGAGUUUGAGGUAAGAGUAGGAAUUCUGGAGAAUGCGGCAAGUAAUCGUUGGAAAUGGGGUCAUGCGACUCGCCUGUUCCCAGUGUGGCAUAUUGCCCAGCAGUGGUUCUAGCUAGGGAUGCCUUUCUUUUGUCAUGCUUCCGGUUGACGUUUGCGUGGAUUGUGCCAUUAGCUUGCAGGAGUUUAUCCAACUCUCCUUCAAUCCGUUUGCGAAGUUUAUCGCGCUGACCUUUGAGUUGUGGACUGAUUGAGCUCUCUCUGCAACAUUUGUGGCUCAUGAACCUGCUUGCUUCAACGUACGUGUUAGAGCAGGAGGGGCAUGUUUCAUUGCAUUUGCAAUCUUCUCACAGUCAGUUAUUGCACGCAUGAGGGAUAAAGUGGCAGCAGUCUCACGCAUUCCAUAAUGUCGACGUAGUUCCUGCCUUCUGUUGAAUCUUCUCCCGCAAACGGGAUGUGGACAGUUUAGGCGUGAUCCUCGUAAGGAAACCGGUCUGCCAUAGUCUUCUUCAGUAUCAUCGUCAUCAUCGAAUUCUGUUUCUCUGCC